Armigeres subalbatus is the source of this 1680-nucleotide messenger RNA. RefSeq lists its product as uncharacterized. The record is from RefSeq and is a predicted model, not a curated record. The transcript has 2 exons. Lineage: Eukaryota; Metazoa; Arthropoda; Insecta; Diptera; Culicidae. The coding region runs from base 166 to 1212 and encodes 348 amino acids.
AAAAAAAUGACAUAGUAGGCUAAGUUCUCCAGUUUGUGUAAAUCUGACAUGUUUUGGUUGUGUAAAUUUUAAAUUUCAGUAAAAAUAAAAAUGGGAUUUGGAAACAAAUAAUAAAUUCUUGUGAACAAUCAGAUCAACUGACUGAAUCAAUUUCAUCAUUGCAACAUGGCCACCGAACAUGAACUUUCACAAUUUCUGUACCAACUGACUAAAGAAAUCUUAACAUCUGGAGACUACUCGGAUUGUAACAUCAAUCAAAUUUGUGGCAAACACUAUGAAACAUCCAGCUAUCCGGAUAGGGAUCGACUGCGCCGAUUAGUUUCGGAACUGAAGCGUAAACUCAAAAUUUUACAAUACAACGAAGUCUCCUGUCCGUCUACUAUUGUGCCCACUUUUGCUCUUUCUACUUGCCCACCUAGCCAAUCGUCCGUCAUCUCGCACAACUAUCACCGUUGCGGUUGCCCAAGAUCCCGGGAUCACAUCGACGACUACUGUCCGUACCCUCCACAGGCCUCAUCCGUCAGGAAAACAACAUCCGACAAGUGUGUAGAAACGACCUUCUCCACCCCGGUUUUCUCCCCAACAAGGUUACUAAUCAAUGACUCAACUCAGUUCUCGGCACCACGAUCCUUUCAGUCCUACGCGACGGGGACCGCUUGUGGCAAUUCGGCCUGUUCAAAUUGCGGCAAUUUAAAUAAGGCAAAAUCUCAACUUGAGGAACCAUUCCGUACAGAUUCGCCACGAUCUUCGGAAGACUCGAACACGCUGGUAGAACAGUUGCUGCUCAAACAUGCCAGCGCAUUACAGGGUGAUACGUCCAGUGAAAUUCUGUUGCGCUUAGCUGCCGGCGAUCGGGUUUUGUGCGAAAGCUGCCAUGGAAAGUGUCCACUGCAUCAGUGUGGACGGAUUCGUGGCAGAGAUGAGCAACCACCAGUUUGUUCCGGGAAGUGCGACUGUGGACCAUCGUGUCGUUCGCCGAGGAUGCCUACCCGAAAGAAGCAGAAUUGUGACUGUCCGUUGAAGAGGUGCAAGCAUUUUGAUGAAGGUGGUGGACUGGACGGGGGAGGCAGUGGCGGAAGCGCAGGCCUGGGGAAACAAAGUGCAAUUUUGCAACAGGAGAAUGCGACUCCGCCCAUAACGUGCUGUGGAGCGAGGAGGAAGAAAGAACGGGCACAGAGGAACGAACGCGGAAGGAAGAGUACCAGGAGGUAGGCUUGAAGGAAAUGUAAUACAGAACCUUGCUCGUUGAUGAUGACAAUUGAUCAGAACCGUAAAAUUGAAACAUCUUGUAUUAUCUUGGAAUAAAAUAAAUUUCUAAGAAAAUACACACCAAAUUUUAUCUCCAUCAUCCAGCUAUUUGAAUUAUGUACUGAACAUGGUUCAGCAAUUCACUGAAUUCCUUACAACAUUUCAUCCAUCAGCCAUGAACACAUAUUAUUCUGCAGGUAAAAUAGAUAACACCCCUGAUACAUAAUGUGUAGAGUAUAGAGUGUAGAUAUACAGCUAAAACUUUGUACUGUAGACUUCCGCUAAGAAGCUGUCGAUAUAAUAAAAAUCAUUAUACGUCGUUCGCUUGAACAGUCCGGUCGUUUCAUUCCACACGUGGAACAUUAUUAUCGGAAACGUCUCGAUAAUUCGGCUCUUGCAAGGCUACAAUAUUUCAGAAGUGGGAUAAAUCCG